AUGUCGUUUCCACAGGGAGGUGGAUUUCUUGGGAACACCCAGCAGCAGCUUGCGCAGUUGGCGCAGCAACAACAGCAUAUGCAGGCGAGGCAGCAGGCCUUCCAGACACAGCAACAUAAUUUACAACCAUUUCCCAAAUCUCAGCAAGAAUACUUGCAAAAUCUGACGCCUCAACAACUGCAAGCUCUUUUGAAUCAAAAGAGCCAGUCAAUGCAGCCUGGGACACACACGGGUCAAUAUCCUCAGCCAUCCAUGUUAAAUACUCUGAAUCAGGGAAUGCCUAUUCCGGGUUCUUCGUCCGGUGUUACGAAUUCGCAACAAGCUAGUAUGAACAAUGUCAUGCUCGAUAUGGUCAACAAGGCAAAAGCAGGUCUUUUGAACCCCGUCCAGUUAUCUCAUCUGCGCGCAAUUCUCGAACAGCAAUCUUCCCAGUCUAACCAGCAGCCAAUGACACCCAAAGUUAUGAUGCCGGCGAACAUAUCCGCUCCUGGCUCAAUGCCUGCAAUGCAGCGAACAGUGCAAGCAAUGCCUAUGAAACAAUCCAUGAUGAUGCAGAAUCAAGGCACUCCAACAGCAAUCUCUCAAGCUGCACUGAAUCCUGUCAUGGAUGCCUCAAAAUUACAACAGCAACAACAGCAACAAUCGCCACAGCAACAACAGCAACAACCUCAACAGCACCAGACAAAUAUGCUACAAGGACUACAGUUUGUUCAAAAAAUUCAACAGCGCAUCAGCGAAAUUGAGCAGAAGCUGGCGUCGUCGACAAACGAUCUGGAGCGGCAAUCUCUGCUUCACAACCGACAGGAGCUUCAUCGCGUUCAAGCCACUCUCAUUCAGAAAUUAACGCAAGGGUCUCAAAUACAGCAACCAGUUUCAACUUCAUCAAGCCCUUUAAUCGGAGGUCUUUCUAACCCUUUGGUAACAAGCUUCGCUCAAACGAACGUAAACACACCUUCGUCGAAAUCCAGUGUGAAUCUCAUGAACGGCGCAACAAUGAAUAUGCCCUCUGUUCAACCAUAUCGAAUGCAAAACAUACCUACAACUGCACCGAAUGCACCAGCUUCUAAUGUGUCUCUUUCACCGGAGCAGUUUAAACGUGCGUUGAUGGAUCUCAUGCACCGCCAUGGGAAAGCUAUUCAGAUGAAUCCAGUUGUUAAUGGGCGUGAAGUCGACUUGUAUCAACUCUUCACUUUAGUUCAAUCUUUUGGAGGCAGUAAAACAAUAUCUCAAAAUGGGCGAUGGGCGUCUGUGGCUGUUUCACUGGGUUUUGUUUCUAUGAACCAAACACAACUUGUUGCUAUAUCGCUCCAGUUAUCUCAGGUGUAUAAGAACUAUUUGGAACUUUUUGAAGAAGUAUGGAAUCGCGCUCUACUUCAUCAAAUUUCCAUUUCGAACAGUGUGCCAAUGGCCAAGUCCAAUAUAUCUGACUCGUUACAAGCAAAUUCGACAUCGAUGAACCAAAACAGUGCGACUCAAUCGCCUCGCUUCAGUACUUUGAUGCAGAAUCCCUCAAUGCCAGCCACUACACCGAACUCUUUUCUGAGUGAUCAGCUUACACCAAUGCCACCUGCACCCGAGCAUUUAUCUAAUGUGGUGCAACCGCAAACAUCCCAAUUUUCGUCUCCAAUACAACUCUCUGCAAAGGCACCGAACAUGCAUUCUGUUCAAAUGAAGUGGCCAAUAGAUCAGUCGGUGUCAACCCCCGCCCCACAAGCAUCUCAACCACGAUCGACAGAUUUGGGAAAUUUGUCGCAACAAGCGCCCCCAAAUAAAUCAUCGCCAGAGAAACAACGGCAGUCAAGCAUUAAAGUCACUACCAAGAUGCUGGAGGAAGCUCGAUCUCUACUGAACAAGAUAGACUUGAGUCUUUCAAUGUCGCGUCCAAAGCUCCCGAUUAUAGAGAGCAUACAGGAAGAAGAGAAAGCCAUGAUAUUUCAACAAGUGCAGUCAUUGGUACCACUGAAAGCGACAGUUUUGGCUUUACUUCCAGUCUUUUUGGCUAUGACAAAAAAUGUCGAACCUGCAAAACGCGUCAAAAUCAUGAUAUGCAUUUUUGAGGAUCAGUUGGCAUUGCUCCCUCAGAAGCAGUGUAUACUUAAGAUGGCAGAUCUGGAAAAGCUCAAAGUUCAAAUGACUCGCUGUAUUGGGUUUGUCAGGUUAAACGAUGAGAAGUUGGCGCAAAAAAUCAUUGCCAAGACCUUAUCUGCUCAAACUGACCAAGCUAGACCUGAUGAAAGCCAGGAUAACUCCAGAAACGAAACUAGUCCCUUGGAGUCUUCGAAGAAGAAUAGAGUUAACACCCUUACUCCGGGUAAAGCUGAGGAUGAUGACAUUGAAAUCACCGCUGCAAAUAUAAGAACAGGUGGAAAAGAUUUCGGACAUGAUGAGCAGAGCAAUGGCAAAGAUGAAAAAUCAAUCAUCAAUACAGAAGUUUCACCCAAGCUGGUCAACAAAAUGCGAUCUGAUCGUUCUGCUGAUGCAACAGAUCAGGCAGUGCAGAAACUGAUCGGAGAGCAAAAUCGAAACCAAGACUUGUCGAACAGCGCACCAAUUCGAUUCGUUGAGAAAGCAUGGAAGGAGCUAAUAAUGAUCGAGGCCCAAAAUAAAGAAACUUCAAUUAACGCGCGUGAGUUGAAAAAUGGUUUUAACGAUGAAAUCGCUUGGCCGAACGGAAGCUUUGCCUCGUAUGUGUUCGCAGCAAUGAAUUUACCCUAUCCUGUUGGAAAUCAAGGCCAUGAUAAGUUUUUCGAAUUUAACCAGUCAACACCAAAUCAGAGAAACAAGAGCAGUGGAGAAGAACGAUCCAGCGUUAUUCUCGGAAAACGAUCAGGAACAUUGCCUAACUCUAACGAUUCUGACACCGCGCAAGACCUCUGGGGUGAAUCGUUCCCAACCAAUGAAGAGUCUCAACAAAAAAAUAAAAAUUACGAAAAUGAAAAUAGUGACUGGUGGACAAAUGAAAAUUUAUUUAACCUUUAA
Malassezia globosa CBS 7966 is the source of this 2979-nucleotide messenger RNA. RefSeq lists its product as uncharacterized. Bases 1 to 2979 code for a protein of 992 amino acids. Gene Ontology annotation, molecular function: transcription coregulator activity; transcription cis-regulatory region binding. Gene Ontology annotation, cellular component: mediator complex; nucleus; SWI/SNF complex. The record is from RefSeq and is a predicted model, not a curated record. NCBI's taxonomy places the organism in Eukaryota, Fungi, Basidiomycota, Malasseziomycetes, Malasseziales, Malasseziaceae. The transcript has a single exon. Gene Ontology annotation, biological process: regulation of transcription by RNA polymerase II.